This is a messenger RNA of Hyla sarda, 1952 nucleotides long. It is a transcript of the gene EIF3J, whose product is annotated as eukaryotic translation initiation factor 3 subunit J. The transcript has 8 exons. Gene Ontology annotation, molecular function: translation initiation factor activity. Gene Ontology annotation, cellular component: cytoplasm; eukaryotic translation initiation factor 3 complex. The record is from RefSeq and is a predicted model, not a curated record. Lineage: Eukaryota; Metazoa; Chordata; Amphibia; Anura; Hylidae. Bases 309 to 1055 code for a protein of 248 amino acids.
GUGACUCUCACGUGUUCUCCCCAAGAUGGCGGAGCGCAGUUGCCACACUGCCGGUGCACUGUUCCCGCCCUCCGCCCUGUCAUGCACAGGAAGUGCUUCCUGACACCGAUCCCAGCAGCUGUAGAUUCCCAAGCCACUACUCCACCGAGCAGACGCCUGUGUACAUCUAUAUAGACUAUUUUGGGAGUAGCAAGAUGGCGCCUGCGGCCGCUGCGCUGGGUGGAGUGACGCACUUCCUGCGAGGGGCCCACUAGUCCUGAGAGUACUGCGCGGUGAGUCAGUGAGAGCCGGAGCGGCAGCGGGAAGACAUGGCGGAGACCGAUAGCUGGGAGGUAGACGACUUUGAACCAGAAGAACCUGUUCUAAAGGGUGGUCCGAUAACUGUAAAGGAUCGCUGGGAAGGCGAGGAUGAAGAGGAGGAUGUUAAGGAUAACUGGGAUGAUGAGGAGGAAACGGAAAAUAAGGAACUUGAAAAAACAGUAGAACAGAAAGUCCCUGAAAAGAAAAAAUUAUUGGAAAAAAUAAAAGAAAAAGAGAGAAUAUCUAAAAAGAAACAAGAGGAACUGAAAAAGAGGUUAGAGGAACCUGAAGAACCUGUAAAUUUGUCACCAGAAGAACAAUUAGCAGAGAAACUUCGACUAAAAAAAUUGCAAGAAGAUGCAGACUUAGAGUUAGCUAAAGAAGCUUUCGGUGUAGGCAGUGUUACAGGAAUUGAUGCCAUGAAUCCAUCAUCACGAGAUGACUUUACAGAGUUUGGCAAGUUGCUGAAGGAGAAGAUCACACAAUUUGAGAAAUCACUUUAUUACCCCACCUUCCUAGAAACACUUGUGCGAGAUAUAUGUAUCUCAUUGGAGCUUGAGGACUUAAAGAAGGUAUCAAAUUCCCUAACAGUUCUCUGCAGUGAAAAACAAAAGCAAGAGAAGCAAAAUAAAGCCAAGAAGAAGAAAAAAGGAGUGGUUCCUGGAGGUGGUCUAAAGGCCAAUAUGAAGAAUGAUCUGGCUGAUUAUGGAGGCAUCGAUGAGUCAUAUGGAAGAGAGUUUGAGGACUUCAUGUGACACUCAUUCAAUACUCACGACUCUGAAUGUGAGUGCCCUCUCCCCUCUUCAGGACUCUGCCAAAUGCUACAGUCAAAGAAUUUACGCCCUUCACCCUGCCUGAACAUCAGGACGGGUACAUCUGGAUACAACAGGGUUAAUAAACCCAUAUUACACCCUGCUUACAUGCACUAUAUUUCCUGGCCUGUGAUCUCUACCGCUCUGUUUGUGGCAUACAUGUAAACUUGUGCCAUGUUACAAACAGAGUGGUCUGUGCUUCCCACCCACUUUCCUACCCACUUAAAAGUGCUGGUCUCCUAGUAAGCAUCCUCUCUCCUCAUUGAAUAUUUGCUUAUAUGGUUCUGCCCCAUUAGGUUCUACAUGGCAGUUACUGAGCCUUGUACUUAGCUCUGGCUUGUGCUAAGACUCUCACUCUUGACGCAGCACAGUGCUUUUUUUCAUAUGUUCAAAAUAAAGACUUAAAACCACAUGGAAUUAUCUUGAACUCUGCUACCAUGAACAUACAGGAACCACAGAUGCCUCCAAUUCUGGGGUCAUUUACUGGUCCUCGGAGAGAGACUUAAGCUACCAUAGUGAAUCUGCGUGCCACGUGUGAUGCCCAUGCUGAGAGAUCACAAAUUGAUGGGUCUUUUAACUUUUCGUUUUUUUUUUAAUUUUUUUUUGGGGUGGCUUGAUAUUUAUUUAGUAGCUGAAUAUUGCCGUGGUUUCAAUAUUGGUUAGAUGCUUUCUGACUCUCGCUCAGAGGUGCAGGGUCCGACCCUUUCUCUCAAAUUCUGCUCACUUAAUGGAUGAUGCUUUGCAAGCAGGUCCUUCCAUGGGAGAAUUGUUAUAUUAACAAUGAGACUGCAAUGUUUGUUUUAUAAGACAACUAAUUUAAUAAAUUCAUCCUUGUGACAA